CCAACCCCUCCCUUCUGGAUUAAUGGAGGCUGUUGGAAUGACGUACUUGCUGCGUAUACAGCAGUACCUACCCUGAUCUCACAGAGAGCGGAUAACUAUGUUAAUUGAGAAAAUAAUGUGUUUAUUAUGUUUAUAUAUCAACUGUUUUAAUACAGUUUUGUAGAAAAUGUUUUGUGGGUAUCAAGGUUAUCGCUCUUCGGAUUCGAAGAGACUGGAAUCAAACGGAAAGAAACUCCCAUCUGUACAGAACGUGUCAUUGCUUUGAGUUAAAAGGCAAAGUGUUCCAUUUUUAUUUAACUUUUGGCGCAGUUUAUAUUUUCUACAAAUAUGGAAAUAGAAGAAGCAUUUCAAGUGGUUGGAGAAAUGGGGAUUUAUCAAAUGUACCUUUGCUUUCUACUGACAUUGUUAUUAACGUUCUAUGUUUCUACUGAAGCCAUUCUUAUUGCCUUGGUGGGGUUGGCACCUCCUUUUGACUGGGAUCUGGAGAGACAGUUCACCAACCAAAGCCUGACCCACAAAUCAGCUGAUGAAGAUCAGAUAUUCAGACACUGGCUGCAUGAAGCAAACCAAAGUGAAGUGCACAGACAUGUGCACUUCAACGGGAGUUAUACAUCAAUUACUUCAGAGUGGUACUUGAUCGGGGAUGCAGCCUACAAAGUCUCCCUGGCAAGCUCCUUUUACUUUGGUGGCGUGUUGAUGGGAGUACUCGCCUUUGGCCAUCUCUCUGAUCGUUAUGGGAGAAAGAAACUCUACCUCACUGGUUUGGCGCUUGAUAUCACGUUUGGAGUUACAAGCGGACUUGCACCGUCAUACCAGCUGUUUGCUGCCUCCCGUUUUCUGGUGGGCAUUAUGAAUGGAGGAAUGUCCUUGGUUGCCUUUGUUUUACUAAACGAGUAUGUGGGCACUUCCUACUGGGCACUCACAGGAUCUUUGGGCAGCUUGUUUUUCGCUGCAGGAAUUUCUGUGUAUGCAGUGAUGGGUUAUUUUAUUCACUCCUGGAGAAUGCUGGCUCUUGUCACUAAUUUGCAAGGGGUGCUUUUAUUUGUGCUGUCAGUGUUCAUCCCUGAAUCUCCACGCUGGCUAUAUUCACAAGGGCGCCUUAGUGAGGCUGAAGAUGUCCUUUACCUCAUCGCGAAGAGAAACCAUAAGCAGAAAUGCACAGUGUCCUUAAAACCCCCUCUGGACAGAAGAGACAGGCAGACAGUGGGGGCCCUGGACCUGUUCUGCCACAGGAUCCUUCUCAAGCGCACUCUUGUUAUGAUGUAUUCAUGGUUUGUGUGCAGUCUUGUGUACUAUGGCCUUACACUUAACGUAGGGAACAUGGGCGGGAAUCUGUACGUCAAUCUGGCUCUGUCUGGGAUUGCAGAGUUGCCUUCUUAUCCAAUAUGCAUCUAUUUAAUUGGUCGUAAAUGGUCUGGACGCAGAAGGACGUUGUCAGGAUUUCUGUUCUUGGGAGGUAUAGCCUGCCUCAUUAUCAUGUUCCUGCCAGAGAAACAAGAAGCAGGGGUGUUUGCAUAUGUAAAUAGCAGGUCACUGUCUUUGCUGGGGAAGAUGACCAUCAGUGCAGCCUUUAAUAUUGUCUAUAUCUACUCUUCAGAGCUCUAUCCCACUGUAGUCAGGAACAUUGGGAUGGGCAUGUGCUCCGUGGCAGCUAGGAUAGGGGGCAUCAUCGCAGCCUUCAUCCCUUCUCUGAAGUCACUCCAGUGGGCCUUACCUUUUAUUGUGUUUGGUGUUGCUGGCUUAUCAGCAGGAGUUCUGAACCUCUUGUUACCAGAAACCCUCAACACACCCCUGCCGGAGACCAUUUCCGACUUGCAUGCUGGCUCGUAUCGGAGACUCGGAGACGAAGGGUUGCCAUUGCAGGCAUUCAGCAGUGGAUUGGUAACAGAAAGCCCUGGAGAGACUGACGAGGAAGAAUACUUGGAUGUGAAUGAACAAACUCAAAUGAUCUUGUGAGCAAUUUAACUGGAAUUCAACCCUGUAAUACAGAGAGUAAUACAGAGAGUUUGCAGCACAAUAACAGCUCAAAUACAGCCCUGGUCUUUUGAGACAAAAAACACAAAGGGGGCAGUGAAAAUAAAUACUGACACAUAAUCCUCUGUCCACAGUUAUAAAUUGUAAAGAGCUACGGAUUAGUAUCCAGUGUCCUCUUUAGAAUUUGACAACACAGAAAGACGCAGGACUCCUGCUUCCAUGGGCUGCAAUGGCGUUGGUUUAAAACAAUAUUACGAAAGUCUUCAAAGUGUAGGAAAGAACAUAAGCUGCUGUAUAGAAAGACAAUUGAACCGGUGUCAAUCUGGUAUGUGUAAAACGACAAUGUAAAACUUUUUUAAGGUGCUGUCAAAUACAUCUAUCGGGAUCAUUUUAUUUGUUUAUUUUUUAUAGAUUGCUAAUAGACUCCUCAUAUCAGCGUUAAUUGACAUAGUUUUUAUCGCAGUCCUGUCCUCCUGAACUAUAUUGUAAAAAUACUCCUAUCAAAAAACUAGACUGUAGCACAGAUGUUAUUCUGCACCGUGUGGUUCUUCAGUGCUUGAAGUUUCUGCACCAGACAAACUUGAAUGUAUCUUUGUGCAAUUCAUUUAGAGAUCAUGCUCUUUACAAAUAUUGACUUAAGGAUAAUUUUAAUAAUUACAAGUGGAUAUUGUAUAGAUAUAUAAAAGCAUAUAUUAACUAAGCUGCAUUUCCAUAUACACUGCUCUAACUCCGCAAAUUGGCAUUCUGGUGAUUUCUUUCCAAAUUUCCCCUUUGGGAUAUACUGAAUGUCCUAUCGAGCUGCCUGUAGACUUGAUUUAAGCAGAGGCUUUAGUUAUAUACAGUGGUAGCCAAAGUAUCUACAUCCUCAAUUAAUUUCAGAAUUAUUCCUGAGUAACAUGCAAUGAAUGUUGAGUUUGAUCAGAUGUUUUGAUGUACUGCAGUAGAAACAUUAAGGCAUUUGUUUGGUGGAUAGACCAUCAGGAUGCACAUUACUGGAAGCAUGUUUUUGACUGCCUUGAAUGCAUGGUUUCAGAUACAUUGUCAUGGCAGUGUAGAGGGCAGUAAUACAUCAAGUAAAACGGCUGUUUGUAUUCUGAGGGUCAAAACAAUACUGAACCAUAUUUGGAGUUACUGUAAGAACACUCUCUUGAUGGAAAAUACUUUUUUGUACUGUAUAUGUAUUUAUCUUUUUAAUAUAAUUUUACUACUUAGGAAAUGUAAUUCAUAAGCAAUCCCUGGAGGAAGGCCUAGGCAAACUAGGCAGCCGUCUAGGAUGGCAAAAAAACAAAUAAUGAAAGCAAGGAAUCUGCCCAAUGUGCGAAGCACCGCUUCUGUGACGUUUAGCACCACAGUAACUGGCAUCACACUAAAGAAUUCGAUCCAAACACGCUCUUUCACACGGUAUGGAGUGAUCAAUAGUAAACCGAGUUAAUUCUAGCUGUUAUGCCAUUCUAUAGAGAAAAUAGCAUUAUGACUGACUAAUGGAGACGCAAAGUUUCAAGAAACCACUGGACAAGACAGGCAUUGAUUUUCGCCGUCAGAACAAGAAUUUGAUUAAUAAUUUGAACGUAUGUGAAUUUGCGGUGUUCUGUUCCAAUCUCUGAAGUUCCAAAUCAGUCGAUAAAAAUUUUAAGUAAUCUGAAUGUUGCCUAUCACAUGACACUGGCAAUUUUACUAACCUGUAAAGACGUAAUACUGUAGGCUACUAGUUAAAUGGAACCCGUCCCAGACAUGAGUUGAAUUUAGCGGUAAAAAAUAUUUUUUAUUUAUUUAUUUUUAAACUGACUAGCUAAGCUACUGUCAUCAGAUUCCAAUCUUCCUACUUACCCAUAUGUCAUAAUUACGGGGUGACCAGAUGGCUUUGUGUCACCAGUGACACAGAGUCUUUUGAUGACACUAUUUGGCAUAACACUGGGACGGGCUGAGACAGUUCAGGUUUACAGAUUCCCAUCAUCACCAAUCCGUUAACAGAUGUGUCGGGUUAUUCAGUUGAUCCGUGAUAAGCGAUUCGUGCAUCUCAGUUACAACUGUGAAAUGUAUCAAUAAUAAUGAUAAACUUGUGAAGUACUGUACUUCGUAUUUGUGUAUUUGCUGUGCAGACAAACACUGUUUGCUGCCUUCCUGUUUAAUAAUAGGCUACAUGCUUACCCUUACCCUUGGGAUAUGUGCCUGUAUUCUAAAAGCAUGCAGUUAGUUUAAUUACAGUGGGUGUAAUUAGACUGACAGUAUUUCGAAAGGUGGUACUUGUAGUUGGCGUGACAUCGUCUGUGUUGCCCUGCAGCCAUUUCUGCUAAGUUUAAGUUAUAAUUUUCAAAACGUAUGGUACAUUGGGAGUGUGUUUAGAUCAUUUGACUGCACAGAUUCAUGUUAAAUUGUGAUCCAUAAUGUGUGCUACGCAAGUUAAAAAGCUUUCUUUUCGGUCUGCCCCACAACCUACCGUUUUAAAAUGGUUGGAUAUGUCACUAUAGGGUUGUGUUCUUAAGCAAGAAAAAGCUAAUUUGCAAUAUCAAAGGAAUGUUGGUUAAUGCUUUUGCCAAAACAUUCAUUUUCAACCUGUACAUUUAGUUUCAUAUUACAGUUUAAAAUGAUGAUGUUAUUGAAGUUAUGAAACAGUCAUUUCAAAAUCCCAUGGGAAUACUGUGGGAAAUCCAUUUUUAAAAUCUGUACACGGUCCGUACAAUUUUUAAAAACAGAAACCAGCACACCGAACGAUUGCACAAUACAAGCUGAAUAAAAAACCUGUUGAUUUUUAAAAAUAAAUAAAAUAAUCAUUGCUUGACUGAUAUAAAGGUGCUAUGCUAGGCUUUGCCUAGCACCGGCCCUGCCAGUGAAAGGGAUUUGGAUAUACUGUAGCAACCUCUGCCUGCUCCGAAGCAUCCAUGUGUUCCAGUGCUCAUCUCAUAUGAUAACGGUUUGUCUACACAGUUCUUGAAUGAAAAGCACUUUUAAGAUAUUUUCUAUAAUUUUAGUGCUUGCUCAAGUGAACUAGAUCAAGAAAGAAAAUCUUGAUUUGUUUAUUUAACAUUCGCUCUUAAAGUUCAAGUGUCAUCACAGCACAGUGUUUUCUAAAUGACUCAAAUCUUUUAAGAUGUUAGUUUUACAGAUGUGAUAUGAAGUUAUAACCUAUAUUUAAACAUUUAAAACAAUCAACCAUAAAAAUCACAAUUUUUUUUUUUUUAUAUAUAUAUAACACAUUCAAAAUGUUCAGUAGCUUGGCAUUUCAUUCCUCGUUGCAUCCAAAUAUAAGGUUGUGCAGUUAUUGAGUAUAGAGCAUAUCUGAUUGAACUAAAAAAAUACAUUGAAUUGUACUUAAAGGGGCAUCAUUACCUUUUUUAAGUUCCAGAUUAUGGUUGUGGAAACAUGAUUAUGUUGUAUGUUGAUAGCUACAUGCUGUUACUGGAAGCUUCUUUAUCUGUAAUUCUGCAUUCUGUUGUGUAACUGAUGUGCACUGCGGUUCCCUGUUUCUCACGUCUUGGCAAAAAUCUUAGGUUUGAAAUAUCUUUGGAUCUAAGGCAGCUAGGCGUAACCAUAUAUUUGUUUCGUACAAUUUUGUGCUGUUCUACCUAUUGAUAUAAGGUGUUGAUUCACGUUCAUUUUUACGGAAUCUAUUAACCUGUAUUUGUGUUGACAUUUGACCUUUCCGUGUGCCUCUUAUUGCUUAUGUCUAAUUUCUGAUCAAUGUGCCUUUUGCUUUCCUUGAAGAGAGUGAGAAAACUAAAAUACUUGCAUGUAAAAUACAAUCAAGUUGCAUACAAUGAAUGUGCAUUCCCUUUAGUGCAAUAAACAUCUUUUUCAUAUUA
Molecule: messenger RNA, 5774 nt
Organism: Acipenser ruthenus (sterlet)
Lineage: Eukaryota; Metazoa; Chordata; Actinopteri; Acipenseriformes; Acipenseridae
Product: solute carrier family 22 member 15-like
Exons: 12
Coding region: 328-1956 (542 amino acids)
Biological process (GO): transmembrane transport
Cellular component (GO): membrane
Molecular function (GO): transmembrane transporter activity
Source: RefSeq, a predicted model, not a curated record